AUGGCCACGCUCAGAGUGUCUUCUUACCGCAAGCUGUUUGAGGAGGACGGCUGGAGUCGGAAUGGAGGCUUGAGUGUGCAGUGUGGGGGCCAGUACCGGGCCUCUGUCAGGGCUGCAGCUGCUGACGAUUGUGACUGUGACAAGUUAGACUUUGUCGCUGCGAAGGCUCUAAACAAAGAGGGUCUGCACCAGUUUGUCCAGGAUCGCACCAUCAUCGCUGCCCUCAAUGACCGCCUGGUCAGGCUUAUUGAGCUGGCCCAUUGCUUUGAGGAGGAGAAUGAGUCUCUUGAAUAUCAGAUCAUUGAACAAGAGGAGAAGCUGAAAAGUCAGCAAGCGAACUCGAGCGUUACCUCCACUGUGGUGGUGCCUGACUACAGUCUGGAUGCAGUGGUGGAAAGACUGCGAAGGCAGAGGGAUGAGAUUCUGUGUGACAUCGAAGAGCUGCAGAAAGAGCUUGAAUGUCUAAAGGAAGAGUAUGCGCAGGCUGCACAGCAGAAGAUCCUCAUUCAUCAGGAACGACAAGAUGUUGCUGAGGAAGUGGAUGCUGUGACAGCAGAGUGUUUGGCACUGAGGGAGCAAGUGGCUAUCUACGAGGAGCAGCUGGCCAACAUGGAGGCCCAGCACAAGACGGAAGUGGGGAGUCUGCUGGAGCCAGAUGACGGCACUACAGGAGCAGUGGCUUUUAAAUUUGGCAGCCCAGACAUCACUCCGGCCUUGGAUGUAAAGAAGUACUACUGCCAGCUGGCUGAGAGCCUCCAGUAUGAGUGCGGUGCAUCGUCCUCUGCUGUGCUUCGCAGUGGUGAUGGAAAGAAACUGGAAGUGGGAGGAACUGUAGGGUCACCGGUCAAAGACUUGUCCAAGAUGACUGAUGUCGGAGAGAUAAAAAUGCUGAUUUCAGAGCUGCAAAAGGAGCUUGCUGAGCUGGAGAAGUGUAACGAGGAAUUGGAGGAUGAGGCUGAGAUGAAGAAAGCUGCCUACAUAGACGAGAUUGCUGAGUUAGAGUGUACCAUAGACGAAAUGAGGCAGAAGGAGGCCGACCUCAAAACACAGAUGAAGGAGCAGUGUGAGGACUAUAAGGAGCUGCUCAGUGAGAAGAUGGCCAGAGACAUGGAGAUUACUGCCUACAGGAGUCUGGUGGAGGAAGAGGAGGAAAGACUGUGCGGCCUCUGACUUUACCCUGAAGAGUCAGACUGACUGGCUGGAGUGUGGCUGGAUGUUCUCUGACAGAUGGAUUAGAAAACAGACAAAAGAGAAACAAGAAAAAACAGACCCCAAAUCAGCACUUCAAUUAAUGCCAAGGUAACAGUGCAGCAAUUUGAGCAGAUGUAAACUUAUCAUGACAGAUUAAUGCCGUCUGGAGGCCUAAGUUGGGUCACUGAUAACAGGUCACUGCCACAUGACCCCGAGGACUCCAAGAAAGAUUGAGCUGUCUAAACCUGGUGGGAGGAUGAGGGCUGUGCGAUGAGUGCGAAUCCAUUCAGUGUCUGGCAGGGAUAUUGCCUUAAGUGGGUUUUAUCUUCACCAGCACACUGAUGUGAUUCAUAAAUGUUUAGUUCCCUCUUUGUUGAACAAGUUGAACACACAAGCCAAACUGUGCGUCUCUGUGGAGUCGUUCCCGCUCUGAUACCACCUCGUCCAUCACUCAAACUUUGUCUGAUUACCAGCUCUUAACCUGUGACCCCUUCACUGUUAACAAACAUAUUGACAGCUCUCUGCUCAGUAACUAAAAGCAUCUCGCCGUCCCUUUGCUUUUACAGUCAUGCGUUUUUGUGUUGGUUUUGACAGUCAAGUGUGCAGUGCGCUGUGUUUGCUUUUCAAAUGGUUCAUGAAGUUGUUUUUUCGCAGCUCUUUCAAAAUGAGCACCUGGGUCUUUCUGCAAGAAAAGUCUGUGUGAUUCAUUAUUUGGUCUUUGAACAGCAAUGUCCCAAUUUGCUGUCAUUUCAGAAAUAAGCAUUUGGUAAUGCAUUCCUCAGUAAUCUUUUCCUUAUUUCCUAGAUGACGUUAAAGCUGUGUGUGAUAAAUCAUUUUUGGUUCUUGCCUAUGCACAGGCAUCAAAAUGUACUUUAGAUUUAAAUUAAAUAAAAGUGGUUGCUUGAGA
Messenger RNA from Stegastes partitus (bicolor damselfish), 2098 nucleotides. It is a transcript of the gene vimr2, whose product is annotated as vimentin-related 2. Lineage: Eukaryota; Metazoa; Chordata; Actinopteri; Pomacentridae. Gene Ontology annotation, biological process: intermediate filament organization. The transcript is spliced from 10 exons. Gene Ontology annotation, molecular function: structural constituent of cytoskeleton. Bases 1 to 1170 code for a protein of 389 amino acids. Gene Ontology annotation, cellular component: cytoplasm; intermediate filament. The record is from RefSeq and is a predicted model, not a curated record.